Salvia splendens (bonfire salvia) is the source of this 1398-nucleotide messenger RNA. RefSeq lists its product as uncharacterized. The coding region runs from base 1 to 1398 and encodes 465 amino acids. The record is from RefSeq and is a predicted model, not a curated record. The transcript has 3 exons. NCBI's taxonomy places the organism in Eukaryota, Viridiplantae, Streptophyta, Magnoliopsida, Lamiales, Lamiaceae. Gene Ontology annotation, molecular function: nucleic acid binding; zinc ion binding.
AUGGCGACAAAGCGAGAAGCACGUGAUAAACAAGCCAAGGCGAUAGACAAGACAAAAGAAGGGACAAAGGCCGUUGCACCAAAAGAACUAAUCCGAGAGCUCGCACGAGUUACAGCUGUGAAUGAGCCGAGCACGCCAACUAAGGUGGAUGACCACCAUUGUACUUGGAGAGACGUGUUACUCAAUGGAAUAAAUAAGAGAAAGGACUUGCAGAAGUUGUGGGAUAUUGUUCAAGACGGCUACACCGAACCUGCCUCCCAAGAAGCCGAAGAUGCUCUGACGAACAACCAAAAGAAUGCCCUCAGAGACGCAAGAAAACGAGACAAGAAGGCGUUGUUCAAUAUCUAUCAAGGUAUUGAUGAAACUACGUUUGAGAAAGUAAGUGCAGCCACCACGUCAAAACAAGCCUGGGAGAUUUUAAAGAAUUCUUUCACCGGCGUUGAUAAGGCGAUACGAGUUCGACUGCAGAUCCUACGUGGCGAGUUUGAAAGUUUAGCCAUGUCUGAAAUGGAGAGCAUUUCAGACUAUUUCACAAGAACAUUAGUUAUUGUGAAUCAAAUGAAACGGCAAGGAGAGAUAAUUGAAGAUGUUCGUGUCAUUGAGAAAAUUCUUCGUUCCUUGACGUCAAAAUUUGAGCACGUCGUUGCGGCAAUCGAAGAAUCAAAAGAUCUCAACACUAUGUCAAUCGACCAGUUGCAAAGCAGCUUGGAAGUCCACGAGCAACGCAUGAAGAAAAAGACCACUCUGUCACUUGAGCAGAUGCAAAAAGCGAAGAUGUCAAUACAAGAAGACAAGAAGUUUGAGCCUAGGACAUCACGUGGCGAAUACAACCGAGGUCGAGACUAUCGUGGCCGAGGAGGACGCAGCCAGAAUUACCAAUAUGGAGGAGGACGUAGCCAAAAUUAUCAAAAUCAAGGAGGACGAGGUCAGAAUUAUCAAAAUGAGAGAGGACGCCAAUAUUCCACCUAUCGAGCCAGAGGUCGAAAUUCUUAUGGACAACGAGGACGGGGAAGAGGUCAAUACAGAGGCGGUUAUUCUCAAACCUACAAUCAACCAGGGUUUGAUAAAGCAAAUGUUGAGUGCUAUACUUGUCACGAAUUCAGGCAUUACAGCUAUGAAUGUCCAACAGCCAGAAAUACCAGGUCCAACCAACAAGUCCAUUAUGUCGAUGGUAGAGACAAUAAUGAGCAGUGCGGGAACAAGGAACUCUUCGUGGAGCUGAAGGAGACAUCUUAUGGGGAUGUUACUUUUGGAGAUUCCUCCAAAGUAGCGGUGCAAGGAAAAGGUAAUAUCUUGAUUAAGUUGAAGAAUGGAAAUCAUGGUUUUAUAUAUGACGUCUAUUGUGUGCCUGCCAUGAAGAGCAAUAUUUUGAGUCUUGGUCAAUUGAUGGAGAAAUGA